UUUUCUGCUGGUUUUCUCCUGCUUAGUCCUCUCUGUCUUUUCCACCAUUGAUGAUUACGAAGAGAGUUCUGAAUGGGCCCUUUACAGCCUGUCCUCUUCCUUCUAUACAGACAUCAUGGUGUUAAUUGCCUCCAUCGCUGUGCUGGCUGCUGGGUCUCAGGGGAACGUUUUUGCCACCUCGGCUCUCAGAAGUUUGCGCUUUCUGCAAAUCCUGCGCAUGAUUCGAAUGGACCGCAGAGGAGGCACCUGGAAGCUUCUGGGAUCGGUGGUGUACGCCCAUAGCAAGGAGUUGAUCACCGCUUGGUAUAUUGGAUUCCUGUGCCUAAUUUUAGCCUCCUUCCUGGUGUACUUGGCUGAGAAAGGAGAAAACGACCAUUUUGAUACCUAUGCAGAUGCCCUGUGGUGGGGCCUGAUUACCCUGACCACCAUUGGCUACGGGGACAAGUAUCCACAAACCUGGAAUGGGCGUCUCCUGGCAGCAACCUUCACUUUGAUUGGGGUUUCCUUUUUCGCUCUCCCCGCAGGAAUUCUAGGUUCCGGCUUUGCCUUGAAGGUUCAAGAGCAGCAUCGUCAGAAGCACUUUGAAAAAAGGAGGAAUCCUGCAGCUGGCCUAAUUCAGGCUGCCUGGAGGUUUUACGCCACUAACCUCACCCGAACCGAUUUGCACUCUACCUGGAAUUACUACGAACGAACCGUCACCGUUCCCAUGUACAG
Messenger RNA from Protobothrops mucrosquamatus (brown spotted pit viper), 714 nucleotides. Its product is annotated as potassium voltage-gated channel subfamily KQT member 2-like. Gene Ontology annotation, molecular function: voltage-gated potassium channel activity. The transcript has 6 exons. Lineage: Eukaryota; Metazoa; Chordata; Lepidosauria; Squamata; Viperidae. Gene Ontology annotation, cellular component: membrane. The annotation marks the transcript as partial. The record is from RefSeq and is a predicted model, not a curated record. Gene Ontology annotation, biological process: potassium ion transport; transmembrane transport.